This is a messenger RNA of Anneissia japonica, 6412 nucleotides long. Its product is annotated as muscle, skeletal receptor tyrosine protein kinase-like. Gene Ontology annotation, cellular component: signaling receptor complex. The transcript is spliced from 12 exons. NCBI's taxonomy places the organism in Eukaryota, Metazoa, Echinodermata, Crinoidea, Comatulida, Comatulidae. The record is from RefSeq and is a predicted model, not a curated record. The coding region runs from base 489 to 3185 and encodes 898 amino acids. Gene Ontology annotation, biological process: protein phosphorylation; positive regulation of kinase activity; multicellular organism development. Gene Ontology annotation, molecular function: transmembrane receptor protein tyrosine kinase activity; ATP binding; protein binding.
AGCAUGCUCGUCUGGUCUGCUUUUCCUCGUUCGUGUUUUGAAAUCAUCACCGACAGAAUUUAUUUUUGGUGAUAUCUCUUUCUGAAAAUGGAAUGUUGAAGAAGUCAAAGUAUUCAUUUGCUUUCAAAUCCUGUUGAAAAUAACUUUAUGAUCAUUCAUUACAGCGUUAAAAAUGUUUUGUUGAAAGAAGGCUUUGUCAGUCCGAGUGGAAUUGAAUCAUACUUGUUUACUGCGUACUAGGCGUAGAUAUUUCACCGGAAUUGCGCACAUUUGCAUAUGAAUAGUACAGGCAAUUUCACACUUACGCUCAGCCGCCAGCAGAAUCCUUGUUUAUGUUCAUAUUUAUGCACAAAGGGAGCCAUAUUGCUUGGUGAUAGAUGGCUAAACCGGUCAAUUUAUAUGUUCAAAAAAAGGAUCGUUAUUAGUGUCUUAUAAGGUUUAUAGCACAUGGUGUUGACGAGGCAAAGGGAAUGGAAUGCUGACCAGACAUGAUGGGCCAUUCGAGAUGGAUACUUACACUCAUCAUUGUCAAUGUGUUUUCGCUGCCCAUAUCCUGUGAUGUUGGAGGCUCAGAUACCACUCCAACUGAUAAGUCUUUAACUCAAGCUGUUCCAACAAAAAAAGCUUCUGACAUCCUCUCAAAACUUCUAACACUUACUCCAAAGAAGAACAAUGCAACUUUACCAGUGCCUGUGGUAUAUAAUCCUUCCCCUCCAACUAUCACUAAACACCCUGAAAAUGUGACCGGUGUAGAGGUCGGUGACCUUGUGGUCUACCAUUGUCAAGUAAUCGGUGAGGUUGAUGAAAUGUGGUGGGAGCAAAAUGGACAGCGGAUAUAUAUCAGAAAAAGGGAGAAAAUCAAACUGCAGAAUGUGAGUCUGGCAGAUGCAGGCACGUACCAGUGUGUUGCAAGAAAUAAAUAUGGAACAGUUAGAUCAAAGAAAGUUGUGCUUGUUGUAUAUAUGCGAGCAAAAAUAGUCAAAGGACCAGGCAUCAACAAUGUAGAAUAUGGUCAAAAAGUGAACUUAACCUGCGAAGCAAUUGUGCGAGCAAAAAUAGUCAAAGGACCAGGCAUCAACAAUGUAGAAUAUGGUCAAAAAGUGAACUUAACCUGCGAAGCAAUUGGCUAUCCAAAACCGAAUAUAGCUUGGAAGGAAAGAGGCAGCUUUCAAGUGGAUUAUAGCACUGGAAGAAAUUACGAUAAACCAUAUUUAAUAGUGACUGCAGUGGGCCCAAUAAAUUACACGUGUUAUGCAGAAAAUAAGAUCAUUAUUGAUGGAAAGAAGAGAAGGAGUUUCGUGGAAAGUGUUGGUGUCAUCAAAAUCUCAAAUAGACCUGAUCCUCAGGGUUACUGUAGCUUGUACCACGGUAACGUUUGCUCACCAUAUCUACGCCGUCGCUUCGUUUUCUACAACACCAGCAUACCUAACCCACGCACGGUAAUUGACAGUACAGUGCUAGAAAUAAAAGGUGGCCUGGAUAAAGUUAGUGAUAACUGUUACGAACCAAUGUUGAAAAUACUCUGCCACAAAGCUUACCCGGACUGUGAUCAAGUGAUGCCUGGCUUACAGCUUUCAAAACCCCUUUGCAGAGAGGAGUGUUAUGCAUUUAAACUGAUGUAUUGUCGAAAUGAGUGGAGUAAGUUCUUUAACAGUCUCACUGUGAAACAUAAACAGUUAAUCCAAAUACCGGAUAACUGUGGAGAACUUCCAAGCAAAUUCAACAGUACCCCUGACCAUAUUCAGUGCUCCGAUUCUGAUAUUCUCCAGCUUCCUGAUGCCGAUGAUGUCACAAAAACAUGUUAUAAUGAAUCAGGGCAAUACUACCAGGGAUCCGUCAACUUCACCCAGUCUGGGCUUGCGUGUCAACCAUGGGAAGCACAGCAUUUUAUGAAUCACAACAUGCAUCCGGAAUUAUUCAAUGCCAGUAACUUUUGUCGUAAUCCCAAUGGAAAGUACCAUGCACCGUGGUGCUUCACAGAAAUCAUUAUGCCCAGAUGGGAAUACUGUGCUAUUGAUAGAUGCGAUGCAGAUGUUUCAGCUACUCGGUUACCGCUUCCACAACCAACAAAGAAAUUGCCCUUUGACAUCAGCUGGAUUGUCAUCAUAUGUUGCACAUCUCUUGUCAUUAUAGUGAUCAUGAUCAUUUCCCUCACAGGAAUAUUGCAUGUCAGACGCAACAAAAAGCUCGAUAAACUUUACCCCUUCCCGACCAACCUAAACACAUCCGAGAUUCCGCUCAACCCUAUGUAUGGAAAAGACUUCUACCAGAGCUUUAACCCUCGUUUAGAAACAUUUGAAUACCCACGUAACGAUGUAAUUUAUAUUAAAGAUAUUGGUGAAGGGGCGUUUGGCCGGGUGUUCCAGGCCAGAGUGCCGCAUCUGGUCCCUGAUGAGAAAGAGACAAUUGUCGCAGUGAAGAUGCUAAAAGAUGAUGCUGAUGCUGACACUAUGAGAUAUUUCAAUCGCGAAGCGGAAGUCAUAACCCGUUUCAACCAUCAAAAUAUUGUAAAACUACUUGGUGUCUGCUUUGUAGGGAAACCGCUAUCUAUCAUAUUGGAGUACAUGGGCCAUGGCGAUCUGCAGCAUUUUUUGCGACGUCGAAGCCCCGAAAGAAUUUAUGAGGGUAGUAAUAAAAAUGGAAUGGUGCUAGACAUGCGGACCAAACUAAAAAUGGCGAAACAAGUCGCUGCUGGUAUGGCAUACCUUACCGAGCUGCGAUUCGUCCAUCGUGAUGUUGCAACACGGAAUUGCCUUGUCAAUAGUAUGUUGGAAGUGAAAAUAUCAGAUUUUGGUUUGGCUCGACAUCUUGGAUCGCGUGAAUAUUACCUUGGACAUAAAGAUGAAAAAAUUCCAAUUCGAUGGACUUCUCCCGAGGCAUUGUGGGAUUACCAAUUCACGUAUCAAUCGGAUGUGUGGUCCUUUGGAAUCCUUCUUUGGGAAAUUUUCACAAAUGCCUUGAAACCAUACAAUGGAAUGUCACACGAGGAGGUAUUUAUGAAAGUGCGGCAAGGCUAUCGUUUAGGGUGUUCAAAAGAUACACCGAAAGAUGUGUACGAAAUCAUGAAAAACUGCUGGGCUGCUGAAGCAUCAGAUCGCCCCUCGUUUCAGACUGUAUACAGUACGUUGGUAGCACUACAAGAAGCACCUUCUAUUCAACAGGCUAAUGAUUACGCAAUUGUCUAAUAUUAUUAUCUUGUGUGUAAAUAUAUAUGUAAUAACAAUUAAGACUUGUUACGAAUUUAUACAAUUUUAAAAAUAAGAAAAGAAUUUACGAAAACUUGCCACUCCUGUGAAGCUUGAUGUUUGUUGAGUAUUGCUUGUUUACUUUCCAAGGCAAAACAACGCAACUCAACAAAGUUAUAAAAUCCGUGUGGCCUAAGAUUCUCCACCGAAGUGUUGGAAAUCAUGCAAAAACCUGCACAGUGUACAGUGAUAUGUAUCAGAAAAGGUGUUUCCUACCUUUCAGCUUGUCAGACUUAUGCCAAACCUCUAAAUGUUCUGGCUGAUUUUUUUUUUUUUUUUUCACAAGUUGAAAACAGGAGAUCGUGUUACUAAAAUUGGUAAUACAGGGUUUUCUAGUCUCCCUUCAGUUCCGACAGUCUCCCGGAAACUAGCCCAUAAAUAAAUUCAUCACAUUUGACCUCUUCGUUGGUUUGAUCGCUCGCCCGCGGGAAAUUCAGGGCGAAGAAAAAAAUUAAACCAAUAUGAUGACAUGUUUGAAGAUCAUACCAUACUUUUUUCAUACUUUUGUGGUGUGUUGUUAAAUUCUUUCGCACCAUGCGCUGUAGUUCGUAAGAAGUAAGGUCAGCUUCAACUUCGUUGGUGACCGUCAUUUAAGCUCCGCCCACCUGCCAAUGCUCGCAUUACCAUGUUUUUUGUUAGUUGCUUUUUCUCUAGAAACGCGUUCAGAAGGAAUUUAACCGUUUAUUAAAAACACAUGUUUUUGGCGUUAUUCAGCAGAAACACGCCCCCAGUGAUGGGUAUCCCAGUGUACAGCAACAAGAAAUUUAGAUAUGGUAAGAAAUCUCAUUUAACCAGAUCAUCUAGAAGUGGCUUCUCCCAAAUUGGAAAUAACAAUUAAAUUCGAAAAUUUCAAAUAAAUUAUUGAAGGUGCAAAUGUACCAAGCACAAAAUGUACAAUAAUGGAUAUUUGUAAUAAUAGUUAACUACCACUGACUUACCUCUUGAAGUGAUCAUAAAGGCCAACUCAGACAGCGUCAUAUGACGAUUUGUCGUCUGGGACAGUCUUAAACUGUUGUAAGAAAUAUUAAAUGUUUAUGUUUAAUAUUCUAAGAAGGGACAGCUCCCGACGCAAACCAUCGUGUCUGCAUUCAGCACAAACCUGACGCGACAAAUCGUGUUGGCCUGUGUCGUACGACACUGUCUGAGUUGACCUUAAGCUAUUUAGGCUUCUUUGCCAACAUGGUGUUGACAGCUACAAAGUGGAAAUUAUAUUGGGUUUAGUUAUUUUGUAUUAUUGACUGGAAUUUGAAGUAGCACAAGAAAUGUUAUUUUAUAAGUAAUUUGCUUAUGUUAAUAAUAAUAUAAUGUUAGUCUUAAAUAUAUAUACUGUGUACAGUAAUGCAUAAUAGUACAGUAAUACUAAUAUUUCCCCAUUCAUUAAAUCAAAGCUGCAUAUUAAUAAUUGUAUUUUGUACGCAGAGUCAAGACAAAUAUGUAAACCGUAGAUAAAUAAGUAAAUUAAAGAGUACUUAAAUAUUGCAAAUACAAAGGAGAGAUAUGUGCCUUGACAUGACAAAUAUCGUACUUUACUCUCAAGAAAAAAAUAUAGUUUCCUACUUCCAAUACCCUAUUCAGACUACACACUGUUCUGAUCGGUUGCGAUGUAAUCGGUGGUAAACUGAUUACUCUCAAUCGCAAUCAGACAACAUGAAAAAAACUUAUAUAUUCUAAGCUAGGUCUAUGUUUACUGAUCUCAGCCAAACAGUGCCUGUGGAAUUCAUUGUGAUUGAUUGUAGCACCGGUUGCAAUGGGUUACAAUUGCGAUAACGAUUACUUAUCGACUACUAUUGGUGAGCUUUCACACACAAAUUUACUUUGUGAUUUGCUGUCACAAUUGCUACAACCGAUCACAAUGCAAUGCUGGUCUGAAAGGGGUAUUACUCAUAACCCAUCCAUGCUUUUUGUGUUAGCAAUCCACUUGAAUAGCUGUUAUGGAGAACUCUGUGAGCUCUCUAGACUGGCCAUAAUAUUUUUGGUUUGAAGGAAUAUCAAUAUCUAAUAUUUGUAUUCAUUUUAAAAUCUUAAAUUAUAAAAAUCAUAUUUUAACAUUCCACUUCUAUGCAAAAAUCUGCAUUUUAAAAUUAGUUUUAAAAUUACUGUAUAAAGAUUACCCCUUGAUUUGUUUUAUAAAUUUAAAACUAUUGAAAAGUUACUAAUUUUAUCAUGAAUUUUUAAAAUUGUAUAAACAUUUAUUAGUAAUAAACAUGCCUUUUUAAGUUUAAUUAAAUGUUCUUCCAUUAAAUAUACCUGCAUAACUGGCUAAUCGAUGCAAGCCUCAUAUACUGUAGGUGGGGUAAGUCAAUUACAGAAAAAUAUGGAAAUUACUUCUAGCACCUGGAAAAAAAAAAACUUUACUGGAUCAAAGUUGUUAGCACACAAAUGUAUUGUGAUUAUUUAUUCUUUUACUCAACAUCAUGUUAUAAUUAUUAUAUUUAGUACUAUUAGUUAUUGUUAUUAAUUAUUUUUAUUGUAUGUAAAUGUAAUAAUAUUCAAAUUUCAGUCAUUAAACUCUCAGUAUAUUCACAUAAUUUGAUUUUUUUACACUAAAUAUAGGAAAUCUGUUUUAAUUUUUUUCUAAAUUAACAUUACCAAAAAAUACAUAAAACAUGUAUCUUUUGAAUAUUCAUAUCUUUUAGAAAAGUACAGUAUAUAUUAUUGUUUAUGUUUGUCUAAAAACGAUAUAUACCACUGAGUUGCUUGUAUUUUGUUUUGUUGCCAAAGUUACUAAAUUGCAUGCGUCGUUAGGUCAUGGAAUUCAUAAUAAAAAUGAUUUCCAAAUUAAUAGCAGGUUGGCAAAGUAUCUAUUUGUAUGUGUGUAUGUAUAUAAUAUGAAUAUAAAAAAUGUUUUUUUUUUUUUUGUGAAUUCAGUUAGACAAAAAAAAAAAUAAAUAAAAUGAAACAUUGUGUUGUGAAGUAAAUAACUGCAGUUUGCACUUCCAGUAAAACUUGUAAAUAACUGUUAAUUUAUUAUAAGGUGCACAACCAUAACUCAUUCAUUCCUCAAUGACAUGUUUGUAUUCUAGCAGUUAAAGAUAUUGGUUCUUGUUUCUUGCUUGUGAAUACACAGACAUACAAGUGCAUACAUGUUUUUCAUAUUCUGUUCUGUAGAUUUAAUAAAUAAUACAUAAACUACCCAUUACAAUAAAUACGAAUUAUGGUAUACCAGA